Messenger RNA from Cutaneotrichosporon cavernicola, 912 nucleotides. RefSeq lists its product as uncharacterized. Gene Ontology annotation, biological process: succinate transmembrane transport; phosphate ion transmembrane transport; oxaloacetate transport. Gene Ontology annotation, molecular function: oxaloacetate transmembrane transporter activity; antiporter activity; succinate transmembrane transporter activity. NCBI's taxonomy places the organism in Eukaryota, Fungi, Basidiomycota, Tremellomycetes, Trichosporonales, Trichosporonaceae. The coding region runs from base 1 to 912 and encodes 303 amino acids. The record is from RefSeq and is a predicted model, not a curated record. The transcript is spliced from 5 exons.
AUGAGCCAGACGGUCCAGAAGGCCGAGGAGGCCAAGAAGAGCAGCGUCACUGCGGCAAAACCGUACCCCUUCUACUUGGGCGGUCUUGCUGCGUCGUUCGCGGGCUCCAUCACGCACCCCCUUGACCUGACCAAGGUCCGCCUGCAGACGUCCGAGGACAAGAAGAUGAUCCAGAGCUUCAGGCGAACGAUCAGCAAUUACGGCAUCCGUGGACUGUACGACGGUCUGACCGGCACGCUCCUGCGACAAAUGACGUACUCGCUCAUGCGCUUCGCCGCGUACGACCACUUCAAGAGCCAGCUGCACCAGGGUCCUGGCCCACCCCCCGUCUGGAAGCUGGCGGUCGCGGGCUCGUGUGCGGGUGGUCUCGCGGGCAUGUUCGGUAACCCCGCCGAGCUGAUCAUGGUGCGCAUGCAGGCGGAUCGUGGAAAGCCGCCAGCCGACAGGUACAACUACCGCAACGCGAUCCAGGGCUUGUAUGCUAUGGCAAAGCAGGAGGGCGUCACGUCGUGGUACCGCGGGCUCGUACCCAACGGCGUCCGCUCUGUGCUCAUGAACGCGUCGCAGCUCGGAUCAUACGACUGGUUCAAGCACACGAUCCUUGACUUCAAGAUGUUCCAAGAUGGGCCAAUCGUGCAUUUCCUCGCUUCCCUUGGUGCUGGUACUGUGGCUACGACCGUGUGUUCGCCUGCGGACGUCAUCAAGUCGCGGGUAAUGAACGCGCAUGACAAUGCGAGUGUCCUCAAAGUCAUCAGGGACUCGGUUGCCAAGGAGGGGCCGGGCGUCUUCUUCAAGGGGUGGCUCCCAGCAUGGAUCCGUCUUCAGCCAAACACCAUCUUGAUCUUCCUCACGCUUGAGCAGCUCAAGAAGGGUGUUGACAGGUACCGCCGCGCCGGAGGGACGUUGCUAUGA